AUGAACAAUAAUCAAAUGUGGAUUACCGAACUCCUAACAUCUAACUGGUCAUCAUUCAAAAUUUAUCGUCACAAUCGAUCAAGGUACCCAAGCAACACAAAAAGGGGAAAUAAAGGGGAAAAAGGGGGAAAUAAAGCGAACGAGAGGGGAAAUAAAGAAGUAAAGAGAGAAAUCACUUGUAAUGACAGUACUUCAACUAUUACACCAUCGACUAGCAACAUCAAUCAAAGACUUUCAGAUAAUAGUGGAUCUCCUGAAGUGAACCCGUGCUCUCCAAAGUUCGUGAAUCGCAAAGAAAUGAUGAACGACUUGAUGAUGUAUCUAAUGUGA
This is a messenger RNA of Schistosoma intercalatum, 330 nucleotides long. The record is from the annotation of a GenBank genome assembly. NCBI's taxonomy places the organism in Eukaryota, Metazoa, Platyhelminthes, Trematoda, Strigeidida, Schistosomatidae.